AUGGCCGCUACCGCCAUGCUUGAGUAUGCGUCUCAUGCGCCAGAACCUCUACCAUAUCCCAGGCUCUCAAAACAUCAUCUGUUGCCAUCUGGAACCCCAGACUACUUGAGGCUGAUCCUCACCUCGAAAGUCUAUGAGGUCCUGAAAGAAACACCACUGUUUUACUGCCCUAAUCUCAGCGCACGGUUCGGAAACCAGAUAUGGCUGAAGCGUGAGGAUCUUCAGGAGGUCUUCAGCUUCAAGAUCAGGGGCGCGUACAAUUUCAUGGCUAAUAUCAGCGAGGAAGAGCGGUGGAAGGGUGUGGUUACAUGCAGCGCGGGAAAUCAUGCGCAAGGCGUAGCACUGUCAGGCUCGAAGCUCGGGAUACCGUGCACGAUAGUAAUGCCUAAAGGCACCCCGGCCAUCAAGGUUCGCAACGUAUCCCGACUCGGCGCAAAAGUGGUACUGUAUGGACAAGACUUUGACGAGGCAAAAGCCGAAUGCGCCCGCCUGGCAUCUGCGCAUGGCCUCAUCUUUGUGCCUCCUUACGACGACCCGCUCGUGGUUGCUGGCCAGGGCACGAUUGGCAUGGAAAUCCUGAAGCAGAUGUCCGACGCAGACACCCUCGAUGCGAUCUUCGCAGGGGUCGGCGGCGGCGGCCUGAUAUCUGGAAUAUUGGAGUACGUGAAGAGAAUCGGCUCCCCGGACACAAAAGUCAUUGGCGUCGAGACCGUCGAUGGUGACGCGAUGGCACGUAGCCUGGAGAAGGGCGAGAGAGUGACGCUGGAAGAGGUCGGACCAUUCAGCGACGGCACGGCCGUGAAGAUAGUCGGUGCAGAGCCGUUUAGGAUCUGCAAGCAACUGCUCGACGAGAUCGUGAAGACAGACAACGAUGAGAUCUGUGCUGCCAUCAAGGAUGUCUUCGAGGAAACGCGCUCCAUUACCGAGCCAGCGGGGGCAUUAGCACUGGCAGGUCUCAAAAGAUAUAUUCUCAACAAUCAGCUGGUCGGCGCACAAAAGAAGUUCGUCGCGGUAGUGAGCGGUGCAAACAUGAACUUCGACCGGCUACGCUUUGUCGCCGAGCGUGCUGAGCUCGGUGAGGGGCGCGAAGCGUUGCUCAGCGUCGAGAUGCCCGAGAAACCGGGAAGUUUCAUCAAGUUGCACAACAUCAUCCACCCGCGCGCGACGACCGAGUUUAUCUACCGCUACAGCAACCCGGAGCGGGCGCACAUCUUCAUCUCAUUCAAGCUAGAGACCAACCUUCGCGAGAAGGAGGUCGGCGAUGUACUUGCAGCGCUGGAUAAACAGGAUAUGAAGGGGUUCGAUAUAAGCGACGACGAGAUGGCCAAGACACAUACGCGCUAUAUGAUCGGCGGCUGUCAGAACGUGCCCAACGAGCGAUUGUUCCGAUUCGACCUUGGAAAAGUCCUCGCCGCCAUCCAGGUGCCUCCAAGCGACGCGAAGGAAUUCAAUGGCUUUUUGAACAACCUGGGAUAUCCAUACGUAGAAGAGACCGAGAACGAGGUGUACAAACGCUAUUUGAGGUGCUAA
Molecule: messenger RNA, 1530 nt
Organism: Postia placenta MAD-698-R-SB12
Lineage: Eukaryota; Fungi; Basidiomycota; Agaricomycetes; Polyporales; Adustoporiaceae
Exons: 5
Coding region: 1-1530 (509 amino acids)
Biological process (GO): L-threonine catabolic process
Molecular function (GO): threonine deaminase activity; pyridoxal phosphate binding
Source: RefSeq, a predicted model, not a curated record